AUGGGCAAUGAAAAUGCUAAAGUGAAUGUGAUGAACAGGAGCAGCAGGAAUGUGCGAGCCUUUAUAAGCCAAGAGAAGCUGGACGUUGAAGCCUUCAUCACAAAAUACGAAGGCAUGAUGGACACCCUGCUGCCGCAUUCUGCAAUGAAGAAGUUCUUCUUUCGGCCUGACGUCCCAAGCUGCCGUAUUCUAAUUUCUGAAAACGCCAUUGUCCUGUACCGUGUUCCUCUCAAAUGGAGCAGGUGGUGGUGUAAGUUGACCCAUGGAGGGCUAUUGUUUGUGGCUGUGGUGUUGUCCGUGCUAGGAGUGCGUGCUGCCUUUGAUUUUCACACUGCCAACAACAUCCCUCAUCUGUAUUCAUUACACAGCUGGACUGGGAUCUCCACAGUGGCCCUAUUCACUUUGCAGUGGUUUGUGGGUCUUUGUGCUUUCUUGUUGCCCUGGACUCCUUUGGCUGUUAGAGCCUGCCUGAAACCUCUCCAUAUCUGGAUGGGCAUUGCCAUCUUCACCCUGAGUCUCAUCACCAGCCUCUCUGGGAUCAAUGAGAAACUACUGCUGACACUAAAUGGGAAAAAUGGAAGCAAUACAGAACCAUAUACGGCGCUGCCUGCUGAAGCUCUCUUUGCAAACUCAUUAGGCAUUUUAGUUGUUAUUUUUGGAUUGUUAGUGCUGAAAAUUCUGUCCAAUCAGAAAUGGAAGAAUCCAGAGUUUGAGAAUGAAACUGACAGACCUUUGCUGACAGAUGCCAGAUGAAGACUGGCGUAAACAAGAAGAAACAUGCCGCGUAUCACAAUUAUACAAAUCACCUUUUGACUGUUCUGUGGCAGCUGACUGGUUUUAUGCUUGCUUUUUCAACACAUUUAAACAAAUUGAGUGCCUAGUUGAUUGACGUAAUAGAACCUUAUCAAUGUGAGAGACAGACCUCUGGUGGUUAGCA
Messenger RNA from Sinocyclocheilus grahami, 937 nucleotides. Its product is annotated as cytochrome b ascorbate-dependent protein 3. Gene Ontology annotation, cellular component: lysosomal membrane. The record is from RefSeq and is a predicted model, not a curated record. NCBI's taxonomy places the organism in Eukaryota, Metazoa, Chordata, Actinopteri, Cypriniformes, Cyprinidae. The transcript is spliced from 5 exons. Gene Ontology annotation, molecular function: oxidoreductase activity. Bases 1 to 753 code for a protein of 250 amino acids.